GGGGUAGGAGAGGGGAGGGAGCCAGUGCGCAAGUCUGGUUCAUACCGUCUGGAAAACCUGUUGGCUAUCACUGGCUGACGGGUGAUGAACUCGAGGUCGUGCACUGGGGCCCCUGUUUCUUUCUCCACUUCGAGUGGCUUUUUGGUGGUGUCAUUGAUGCCGCCAGUGGUCUCGGUCUGGUCUCUAUCCGUGGUCCUCCGAUUGUCGUUUGAUUUCUUUUCCAUCUUUACGGUCAUAUUUUUGCCUAUUGUCGCAAUUCCCCAAAGAAUACCUUUUCUGUCAUCCACCGCCCUCUACCUUAGUCAAUCUAUUCCCCACCGGACGUUGACUUGCUUUCCCCGACCUCUCUUGGUUUUACCCACAUUGUGCCACGUACGGCGUUUGUUUGUCGCCUUAGCUGAGUUUAGAUCUAAAGCCGGCAGUGGCUAAAGAAACUUGAAUUAUGAUCAUUUCGCAUGGUAUUAUAGAUAGGCGAUCAUACCUUGGGCCGAUGACAUCAAGAUGGACAGGUACCAUACCAGUAGACCGGCCCAGCCACCAGGAACGAAUCAACCAGGAAACCGACCGAGAGGACCUAUCUGAGAAAAGCAUACAACCAGAUCCCGAUCCAAGACCACACCCACACACUAUGACCAGGCGACAUGCAUAACAGCAUCGAUUUAUCCCUA
Molecule: messenger RNA, 668 nt
Organism: Aspergillus sclerotioniger CBS 115572
Lineage: Eukaryota; Fungi; Ascomycota; Eurotiomycetes; Eurotiales; Aspergillaceae
Exons: 1
Coding region: 85-429 (114 amino acids)
Source: RefSeq, a predicted model, not a curated record